UUUUGAUCAGCGCGUGAAUCUUAUUUGCUUUAUUCACGCAUUUCUCGAGCUAACAAACCCUUUCUGUCUGUAUGAUCGCUCGGCUUGUUUGAUGUCAGUUUGGUUCUCUGUCAGUGCUGUAGAUGCAGGGGUCAUGGUGCUCAACCUGUGCUCGCCUCACUUUCAGACCGACGUUCAAUGCAACAAGCUGUGUGCUGACGGUUACGAUGUCUCCAACCUUGUCUCCGCGGAUCCGAUCGCACGCCGGAGGGGUUUCAAGCUGGAAUACUUCCUCCGGCCUCCAGUCCACGUCACACUGAGCUUCCAGGUCAAGAUGGAGUUGUGUCGGCUGGACGUCGAGCUUUGGCCGUGGGGAAUGGAUCAGGGACGAACCUCGCGAAGGCUGGAGAUCCUGACAUGUUCGGAGCGAGACGCCGAUCGGUUCGAACUCGUGUCUCGUUGUGAUUUGCAAGAGGAGCUGCAGGUGUGUUUCCUCAACCCUGGUUUUAAACCUCGAGCGCCGUUUUCCGAUGCUCCGCCGCAGACGCCGGAUUGUGCGAGAACGCAGGAGCUUUGGAGGCGCGGGUCGCUCGGAUCAGUCGCGCAGCUCAGAGUCAGUAUUCCUUACAGCGGCGCAGCAUCGGCGCUCGGGAUCAAAACCCUCGCCAUCUGGGCUUUGCCUUCUCGCUGCUGUCCUGCAUCAGAACUGGAGAAGAUUUGGGACGCGCAUCUAAACAGCUUGAAUAAAACAGUCCACUUGGCGGUCGUACCUCCCAAACUAGAUCCCGUCCCAAACGACAUCCCAAUUCCCGAGGAGUUUCUCGAUCCCUUAACACAAGAGCUCAUGGUUUUCCCAAUGAUCUUGCCCAGUGGAAUGGUGAUCGAUAACAGCACGUUGGAAGAGUACCAGAAGAGAGAAGCCACAUGGGGCCGUUUGCCCAACGACCCGUUCACCGGCGUCCCUUUUACACAGAACGCAAAACCAAUUCCAAACCCUCUGCUCAAAGGCCGCAUUGACCGCAUGGCUCUACAGACGGGAUGCACCGGAGUCAGGAGCAGGAAUAACAUUACAGCCAAACCACAGCCAUCCAGACUCACAGUGGAGCCCAAUAAUUCAGUCUCAGACUCUCGUACAAACUGUGAUCAAACAGACACUUCACAAGCACAGUCCUUCGCAUCGGCUUCAGAGUCUAAAACUGGACCGACACAGAGCCAUUCUGCUAAAAGGAAGUACGACUGCAGUUUUCCUUCCACCAGCAAUGAUCCUGGUCAAAGGAAAGCGUCCGAAACUCCCUCAGAGCUGGACUCACACGAGCGGCGGUUAGCCGACAGUUUAGACGAGGCUCUGACCGCUGCUCUUCACGGGUUGCCCGUGUUCACCUCGCCGAGCGAAACCACUUCCUGUGUCCCUUCCUCUGCUGGGCACACGUGUGUGUUCUGCUCUUGUUCUCUGACGGUUUACUCGUCGAGCGUGGCGUCGUACUCUCUGCCCUGCGCUCAUCUCAUGUGUGGAGCGUGUUUGAGGAAGAAACAUCCGUCUGAUUCUCGGAGACUGGAGAUCGAAUGCCCAGCGUGCGGCACGAAGGCCUCCAGCAGAGACGUCACUCGAGUGCAUCACUGAACACGUUCAUCAUGGCAGAUUUUGUGUAUAGUUUUCAUUAAAGUUUGUGAAAAAGGA
Molecule: messenger RNA, 1657 nt
Organism: Carassius carassius (crucian carp)
Lineage: Eukaryota; Metazoa; Chordata; Actinopteri; Cypriniformes; Cyprinidae
Gene: ubox5
Product: U-box domain containing 5
Exons: 5
Coding region: 92-1600 (502 amino acids)
Biological process (GO): protein polyubiquitination
Cellular component (GO): nucleus
Molecular function (GO): ubiquitin protein ligase binding; ubiquitin-ubiquitin ligase activity
Source: RefSeq, a predicted model, not a curated record